Molecule: messenger RNA, 1536 nt
Organism: Mycotypha africana
Lineage: Eukaryota; Fungi; Mucoromycota; Mucoromycetes; Mucorales; Mycotyphaceae
Exons: 3
Coding region: 1-1536 (511 amino acids)
Cellular component (GO): box C/D methylation guide snoRNP complex; small-subunit processome
Molecular function (GO): snoRNA binding
Source: RefSeq, a predicted model, not a curated record
AUGCUCGUCCUUUACGAAACAGCAGCUGGGUAUGCUCUCUUCAAGCUUGUUGACGAUGGCAAGUUAGAGAGUCCCGAGGAACUCUAUAAGGAUUUUCAAGAUGCCGAAAAGGCUAAUCAGCUUUUGAAGUUGAAGGCUUUCAAGAAAUUUGAAAAUACAACUGACGCCUUAUCUGCUGUUACCGGCAUUGUCGAAGGCAAAAUGCCCAAAAACUUGAAGAAGUUCUUGGAAUCAGAAAUUACAGACAAGGAAAAGAAGAAAGAAAAGUUGGUUAUCAGUGAUCCCAAGCUCGGUUCUUCUAUCAAUAAGAAGUUAGGUGUGAAUGUUUUAUCCGAUAGUACCGUUCAAGAACUUUACAGAGGCAUUCGUGAACAAUUUGAAUCAUUAGUCUCUGGCCUUUCUUCCUCUGACUUGAACGCUAUGUCUCUUGGUCUUUCUCACUCUCUUUCUCGUUAUAAACUCAAGUUCUCUCCCGAUAAAGUGGAUACUAUGAUUGUCCAAGCUAUCGGUCUUCUGGAUGAUCUCGAUAAAGAACUUAACACUUACGCUAUGCGUGUUAAGGAAUGGUACGGCUGGCACUUCCCUGAAAUGACAAAGAUUAUUGUUGAUAAUUUGGCUUACGCCAAGGUCGUCAAGACCAUGGGUUUCCGUACCAACGCACACAAGACGGAUUUGUCCGAAGUUCUUCCUGAAGAACUCGAAGUGGAAGUGAAAGAAGCCGCUGAAAUUUCUAUGGGUACAGAAAUUUCUGAUGAAGAUUUAGAAAAUAUCUUUGCUCUCUGUGAUCAAGUCAUCAAUAUUACUGAAUACAGAACCCAACUGUACGAAUACUUGAAGAACCGUAUGCAUGCCAUUGCUCCCAACUUGACAGCCUUGGUGGGCGAAUUGGUUGGUGCUCGUUUGAUCUCCCAUGCUGGUUCUUUGAUGAACUUGUCUAAGCAACCUGCUUCUACUAUUCAAAUCUUGGGUGCUGAAAAGGCUCUUUUCCGUGCCUUGAAGACGAAACACAAUACACCUAAAUAUGGUUUGAUCUAUCAUGCCUCUCUUGUCGGCCAAGCUGGUCCUAAAAACAAAGCUAAAGUAGCCCGUAUGUUAGCUGCUAAGGCCGCACUUUCUUUAAGAGUGGAUGCUUUGGGUGAAUCUGAAUCAAACGAAGUCGGUGUUGAAGGUCGCUCUAAAGUUGAAUCACGUAUUUCUAUGUUAGAAGGUCGUGUGAUGGCUAAAGCAAAUAAGGAUACAUCUGCUCAGAAACAAACCAAAUUCAAGUUUAACAAGGCACAAAAUUACAGUGAAGCUGCUGAUGUCGUGAUGGCAGAAGCUGAAGUCAAGGUAGAAGAACCUGAAGAAGUCUCAGGUAAAAAGAGAAAGAUCGAAGAAGUCGAAAGCAAGGCAGAUGAAGGAGAAGACAACUCUGCAGUAUCAGAGGAACCUAAGAAGAAGAAGGAGAAGAAGGAUAAAAAAGAAAAGAAAGACAAGAAAGAUAAAAAGGAGAAGAAAGAGAAGAAGGAUAAAAAGAAAGAGAAAAAGAAGGAUUAA